CUAUUGGUCCAGACCCCACAAAUAACCAAGUGGUGUUGGUGAUUCUGGUCAGUUUACUGCCCCUCCUGGUACUAGCUGUGCUGGUCAUCGCCUCCUUCUACUGGUAUCGCAUGUACCGUCGCCGAAAACUGGAUGAGUGGGAGACCAAGAAGCCGUCCAAACGCAAGGGUCCCAAAGGCCCGCUGGACUGUAGCGACGCUUGCGCCAUCAUGAUGGACGACGACCGCUCCGACAGCAGCUCCACACACGCCAACAACCUCAACCACAACACAGAACCUCUGCCCAUCGAGCUGGACCUUCAGGUGGGCAAGGGCCGCUUCGCCGAGGUGUACAAAGCCAAGCUGAGACAAAGCCCUUCGGAGCAGUUCGAGACGGUGGCGGUGAAGAUCUUCCCCUACGAAGAGUACGCGUCCUGGAAGAACGAAAAGGACAUCUUCUCAGACAUCGAUCUGAAGCACGAGAACAUCCUGCACUUCCUGACGGCCGAGGAGAGGAAAGUGGAGAAGCAGUACUGGCUGAUCACGGCCUAUCAUCCACGCGGGAACCUGCAGGAGUACCUCACUCGACACCUCAUCAGCUGGGAGGACCUGCGGCUGCUCGGGGGCUCGCUGGCCCGGGGGGUGGCUCAUUUGCAUAGCGACCACACCCCUUGCGGGCGGCCCAAAGUGCCCAUCGUCCACCGAGAUCUGAAGAGCUCUAACAUCCUGGUGAAGAAUGACCUCACUUGUUGCCUCUGUGACUUUGGACUUGGCCUCCGCCUUGACAACUCUCUGUCAGUGGAUGACUUGGCCAACAGUGGACAGGUGGGUCAUGCGACAAUAUAUAUAAUCUUCAUAGGUGCAUUGUGUAUACAGACAACAGACAGCAUCAAUCAAAUGAUAUAAAAAUAGCUCAAUUGU
Molecule: messenger RNA, 899 nt
Organism: Puntigrus tetrazona (Sumatra barb)
Lineage: Eukaryota; Metazoa; Chordata; Actinopteri; Cypriniformes; Cyprinidae
Product: TGF-beta receptor type-2-like
Exons: 1
Biological process (GO): cellular response to growth factor stimulus; protein phosphorylation; heart development
Cellular component (GO): signaling receptor complex; plasma membrane
Molecular function (GO): activin receptor activity; transforming growth factor beta receptor activity; type I transforming growth factor beta receptor binding
Source: RefSeq, a predicted model, not a curated record